UUCUUUCGCUUUAACAGCUCAGACAGGUAAGCAUUCUAACUGUGUGUUACACACACUGACAUAUGAAUUGGACUGGACGUAUUCAUGCGAAAGCACUAGGAUUCUGCGCAAGAACCCUCCCCUGUUCUAUGUUUGAAUCCUCAUGUCUGUAGUUUAUUUUUCUACUGCUCUCAAUGUCUGGAUGCAUUGACACGAGGGAAAUGUUUAAUCAUGCAAACAUCGAAUUGCCAGCCUACAUGCUACACGAAGUUGACAUUAGUUCUUUUCCCUCUUUCCUGCAUUUUCAUGCAUGCCCUGUGCUUGUGUGCUCUGUGCUUGUGUGCUCUGUGCUAUGAUCAUUAGAUGCACCACAAUCCUACCCAUAUUUGCCCUAUCAUCCAAUUCGUGUGUACAAGGUCGUCAGCACAUAUGCUGGACUUCAGUUCAACAAGCUUAUGCGUCUUGUGCCAUUGUUUGGCCAUUUUGCCCGUUUCCAACUUACCAAUAGCAAGAAGACUGACAUCCUCAAGAAUAUCCAUUAUGGACGUGCAGACAAUCGCCUAGAUGUCUACAUUGGAAGUCCUUCUGCGACUUCGACAUCAUUAAUAGACCAUACAGACGAUGAUGCUAACUCUGAUCACACGGUUGAGUCAAAUGGAAGUCCAGUGUUAAUUUAUGUUUAUGGCGGAGCAUGGGAUUCGGGCCACAAGAGUAUGUUGAUGCCCAUGGCACAGAAUUUGGCCAAUCAAGGUUACAUUGUCGUGGUCCCUGAUUAUACACGCUACCCACAAGCAAAGAUUGAAGAUAUGGUUCGAGACAUUCAGGAUGCAGUUGUGUGGACCACCAAAAAUGCAACUCGAUAUGGAGGCGACCCAAGCAAUAUUUAUUUGAUGGGCUCUGGCUCUGGAGCUCAUGUUUCCUCCUUGGCAAUCAUACAUGACGCUAUCGAACAACUUGGAGGAAUUCCUGCGCCAGACGUUGAAGGCGAUACAACACCUUUGGUCAAGAUCCCUUCGUGGCCUAAAGAUGAACCAACAGAGGAAAAGGGGUCUCAGAAUUACAAGGAGCGUGUUCGUGGACUAAUUUUGUUUUCAGGCGUUUUCGACAUUACCUAUUACUAUGUCUAUCUACACAAGCGCGGCAUCGAAGAGGUUUCAGCUAUGCCACGUGUCAUGCAUCGAUCUGCGAACAACUACUUGGCUUGCUCACCGUCCUGGAUCCUUGCCACGGCUAUGUCGACUUUGGAAAGACCAGAGCUGUUGGAACAGGUGUUGCCAAAGUCUAUUUUGCUAAUCCAUGGUGAGAAGGAUGGGCUGAUUCCUGCAUUUUCAUCUUCGACAUUGUUUAACCUACUCUGCCAUGCCGAUAUCGCCAACACCAAGUAUAAGAUCUAUACUGGACAAGGUCAUUUGGACCCUGCGAUUGACCUUAUUUUGCCCUCAAAUCCUAUUACGGCAUCAUUACUGAGUGACAUUGAAGAUGUUGUCCGUCACAACUCUGCCACGGCCUCGAAUGCCGCAGAGUUUUCGAGUACAGGAUCCAGUACCCCGAAUGGAGGGGAAGAGGAUGAUGAUCUACUUCUCAAGCAACAACAGGAGCAGUACUCGCGAGACUUUACAGAGAGUCUAGCUGUGCUUUCUUAAGAGAUUUUUUGAAUACACAUUUAAGAUCUUCUUUAGCUGCUCAACUUUUUUCUCUUUUUGAUGUUCUCAUAAAAUUCUAUCCGCAAGCAAUGUAAAUAUAUAAACAAAUGAAAUAUAUCCCCCACUCUCUUUCUCUUAAACAAUAAAAAUAAAAUAAGCAUUCUCUAC
Messenger RNA from Lobosporangium transversale, 1790 nucleotides. RefSeq names its product Alpha/Beta hydrolase protein. The coding region runs from base 435 to 1622 and encodes 395 amino acids. The transcript is spliced from 2 exons. The record is from RefSeq and is a predicted model, not a curated record. NCBI's taxonomy places the organism in Eukaryota, Fungi, Mortierellomycota, Mortierellomycetes, Mortierellales, Mortierellaceae.